Lycium ferocissimum is the source of this 2418-nucleotide messenger RNA. Its product is annotated as probable rhamnogalacturonate lyase B. The coding region runs from base 173 to 2212 and encodes 679 amino acids. NCBI's taxonomy places the organism in Eukaryota, Viridiplantae, Streptophyta, Magnoliopsida, Solanales, Solanaceae. The transcript is spliced from 17 exons. The record is from RefSeq and is a predicted model, not a curated record. Gene Ontology annotation, molecular function: carbohydrate binding; catalytic activity. Gene Ontology annotation, biological process: carbohydrate metabolic process.
CCGCCCCCCGCACACAAACAAAAACCACCCACCCCCCAGUAAUAAAACAAGACAAAAAACCCAAAAGCAUCCCAAGAGAAUUAAUCCUGAAAAAAAAAAAAAAACAUAGAACUUUUUGCUUCUUCUUGUCUUGCCUUCUCCACACUCUACACACAACACAGAAGGUGAGAAAAUGAAGAAGAGGCAAUGGAGUUCUGUUCUUGGAUUAUUGGGCAUUUUUCUUCAGUUUUCUUUGCUGGCUGAAUCUUCAUUAACAAGAGAGAAAUUAUUUAAGAAAAAAAGCCAACUCGACCAACAGUCUUUUCCACCAGUGCAAUUGCUUACACUGGAUGAUUAUGUGGUGGUGAAUAAUGGCCUGUUCAAUAUCACUUUUUCUGUUCCUGGGGGAAUGGUCACUGGAAUACAAUACAAUGGGAUUGAUAAUUUAUUGGAAGAUGAAAACAAAGAUGAUAACAGAGGGUAUUGGGAUGUUGUUUGGAACAAACCAGCAGGAAAAGGGAUUUUUGACAAACUUUAUGCAACAGAUUUUAAGGUUAUUAUGGAAGAUGAAAAUCAAGUGGAGCUUUCAUUCACAAGGACUUGGGAUUCCUUAAAUGCCUCACAUCUUUCCAUGAAUAUUGACAAAAGGUUUAUAAUACUAAGAGGAAACUCUGGAUUUUACUGUUAUGGAAUUUUGGAACGCUUAGAAGGAUGGCCAGAUAUUGAUGUUUACCAAGGAAGAAUAGUCUUCAAGCUCAAGGAAAAAUUGUUCCAAUAUAUGGCAAUUUCAGAUGAAAGGCAAAGGAUCAUGCCAACAGCCCACGAUCGUGAAAUGGGCCAAAAACUUGAUUAUCCAGAGGCUGUUCUUCUUACUAACCCAACUAAUUCUUUCAUCAAAGGGGAGGUUGAUGAUAAAUAUCAGUACUCUUGUGAUAACAAGGAUAAUCGGGUCCAUGGAUGGAUAAGCCCAAAUCCACGAACUGGGUUUUGGAUGAUUACACCAACAGAUGAGUUCAGAACUGGUGGGCCUGUCAAACAAGACCUUACUUCUCAUACUGGCCCAGUAAACAUGAAUAUGUUCUUUAGUACACAUUAUGCUGGAGAAAUUUUGGGACUGAAAUUUAGAGACGGAGAGCCCUGGAGAAAGGUUUUUGGCCCUGUUUUUGUCUACAUAAACUCACUUUCAUCUGAUGAGGAAGACACUCUCACACUAUGGACUGAUGCAAAAGAACAGAUGUUCAUAGAAACUGAAAAUUGGCCAUAUAAUUUCCCUCUUUCGGAAGAUUUUGCUCGAGCUGAUCAACGGGGAACUGUAAGUGGCAGACUACUCGUCCGAGAUAGCUAUGUUAGCCAAAGUCUUAUUACUGCAAACUCAGCUUACAUCGGACUGGCUGCUCCUGGAGAUGUUGGAUCUUGGCAAACAGAAAACAAGGCUUAUCAAUUUUGGACUCAAGCAGAUAGUGAGGGCUAUUUCUUGAUCAAGAAUGUCAUUCCAGGGAACUAUAGUUUAUAUGCUUGGAUCCCUGGUUAUAUUGGAGAUUACAUGUAUGAUCCGUACAUCAUUGUCACACCAGGAUCAAGAAAAAGGGUAGAAACUCUUGUAUAUGAUGCUCCAAGAAAUGGUCCAACAUUGUGGGAAAUUGGAAUUCCUGAUAGAACUGCUGCUGAAUUCUUCAUCCCUAAUGCACAACCAACACUCUUAAACCAAUUAUAUGCUGCAAAUAAUGAAGAGAGGUUUAGGCAAUAUGGAUUAUGGGAUAGGUAUACAGAGGUUUACCCUGAUAAUGAUUUGGUUUAUAUUGUUGGAUCAAGCAACUAUCAAACAGAUUGGUUCUUUGCUCAUGUCAAUAGAUAUAUUAUCAAUGAAGAUGGAAACAAGAGUUAUGUACCAACAACAUGGCAAGUUCAAUUUGAUCUUGAAGAUGUUGACCAAUCAUCAAAUUAUACUCUUCAACUAGCAUUAGCCUCAGCACAUGAAGCUGAAUUGCAAGUUCAAUUCAAUGAUCCAGACACAGAUGCUCCUCAUUAUACGACAGGGUUGAUAGGCAAGGAUAACGCGAUAGCAAGACAUGGUAUUCAUGGAUUAUACAGGCUAUAUACUAUAAAUGUUCCGGGCUCUCUCCUUGUUUUUGGAAACAAUGUUAUGUAUCUCAAGCAAACUAGGAGUGACGAGCCUUUUAGAGGAAUCAUGUAUGAUUAUAUUCGACUUGAAGGACCUCCAGAAAGCAAUUGAUUAAUCGACCUAAGUUAUCGAGCUUAAACUUUUAGAUGACGUCAAUUAUGGGGUUAAAUUAUACAUGUUGAUAGAUUUUGAAGGAUCUAGAAGAUAGUCAAGAAAAAUUGAAGUUGAUCUUAUAGACUCUUUCUUGGAUGUAAGUGUAGGUAAUUAGCUGUUGAUGGUUGUUUUAAUCGAGAAAAGUGCCUGAAAAUUUUAUGAUA